CAGUUUGAAAGAGUUUUAUUUUACAGAUUCUUAGUCCAAAGAUUCAAAUUAGAGAGAAAUAGAAGCAGAAGAAGCCUUCACCCUGGCGUUCUACUGACAUUUAACCUGGCCAGAACCUCCGUCGAUAGUGAACUUGCCUUUUCAGCUGGGAUCUGGCCAUUCAGCUUCUAUAAUAAAUGCAGUCAAGGGGCAGUCGCUUCUCGACACUCACAAAGGUCUUGCUUUUGAACGUCACCCUCACAAAAGCCAUUUCUCAUCAUGCCAAGCCAACAGAAGAAAGUCAUUUUUUGCAUGGCUGGGUUGUUAAGCUUCGUGUGCGCCCUCGGAGUGGUGACAGCCCUGGGGACACCCUUGUGGAUCAAAGCCACUUUCUUCUGCAAAACUGGGGCUCUGCUCGUCAACGCCUCAGGCCAAGAGCUGGAUAAGUUCAUGGGUGAGAUGCAGUACGGGCUUUUCCACGGAAGAGGGCGUGAGAGUUGUGGAUUAGGAGCGAGGCCCUUUCGGUUCUCAUUUUUCCCGAAUUUGCUGAAAGCGAUCCCAGUGAGCAUCCACGUCAACGUCAUUCUCUUCUCCAUAAUCCUUGUGGUCCUGACCAUGGUGGGGACAGCUUUCUUCAUGUACAAUGCUUUCGGCAAGCCCUUCGAAACUCUGCACGGUCCCCUCGGACUGUAUCUGCUGAGCUUCAUUUCAGGCUCCUGCGGUUGUCUUGUCAUGAUUUUGUUUGCCUCUGAAGUGAAAAUCCACCACCUCUCAGAAAAAAUUGCAAAUUAUAACGAAGGGACUUACGCCUACAAAACGCAAAGUGAAAAAUACACCACCUCGUUCUGGGUUGUUUUCAUUUGCUUUUUUGUUCAUUUUUUGAAUGGGCUCCUCAUACGACUUGCUGGAUUUCAGUUCCCUUUUGCAAAAUCUAAAGACACAGAGACAACAAACGUGGCUGCAGAUCUAAUGUACUGAAAGGCAAGCAUCUUGGUAAUUUUCCAAGGGAGCAAAUAGACUUGCUGUGGUCACUUGGACAUAGUUAAUUUUGUCCAUCCUUUUAGAUGGCCCAGUAAAAGCACCUAAAUCCUCGACGAUAAUGUUUACAAACUAUGUACUAAGGGUACAAGUUGGAAAAUAAGGGGAGCAGAAGGAAGGCUUUGGAAGGUUUUGUUACUAGAAUGGACAAAUUGUUAUUCCAUAUACAUAUCAACGUGCAAAACGCCUGCUCCAUCAGGGAGGAAUCGAAAGGCGGGGGGAAUAUAUUUUAAUACAAACGAAUACUAUUUCUGCU
This is a messenger RNA of Rhinolophus ferrumequinum (greater horseshoe bat), 1273 nucleotides long. It is a transcript of the gene CLRN1, whose product is annotated as clarin 1. Gene Ontology annotation, biological process: sensory perception of sound; equilibrioception. Lineage: Eukaryota; Metazoa; Chordata; Mammalia; Chiroptera; Rhinolophidae. The record is from RefSeq and is a predicted model, not a curated record.